Molecule: messenger RNA, 2091 nt
Organism: Heterobilharzia americana
Lineage: Eukaryota; Metazoa; Platyhelminthes; Trematoda; Strigeidida; Schistosomatidae
Source: the annotation of a GenBank genome assembly
AAUUUACGUAUAUUUCACACGUUAAACUCCACUGUGAUUACACAGGAAAUGCAACUUCAACCUCCAGCCUAUGAAAGUCUUGUAGCUGUGGAUAUGACAGGAGAUGAACAUCUUGAUGUUGUUGUUGAACAAGGCAUACAUCCAGUAAAACGACGUCCAUUCAGUAAAUCUCUUCGUAACCGAUUAAAUCAUAUUGUCAGUAUGUAUAUACCUGGUAAUAAUACAGUAGACAACAGAUUGGACGGAAAUGAUGAAUCAACUGAUCAUACAGGAUUAUUAUCUUCUAAUGAAGCAAAGUUAGAUUUCAAUUUGAUGAAAGACAAUGAAUUAUACGAUAUCAAGUUGAUUUAUUCAAGUGAACAGAUAAUUAAAAGUAUUCUACGCAAUACAAACUUGCCAGAGAAAUUAUCUAUGAGUGAUCCACCAAGAAUCAUAUCACUUGCAGCAGAUCAUAACACAAUCUACAUAGGCUUUGAACAUCUACCCUAUAUAUUUCUAAUUUCCACAGAGUUAACAAACACUACUAAAUGCGAACGAAAUAUCUUCAAAGGAUACUUAAAUCUACAUUCUCCUGGGGUAGGGAAUAUCUUACCGAUUGAAUUAUGUACUUAUUCAGUUCAACCUGAUCAUACUAUCCUGUAUAUUGUCGGGAUUAUACAACAAACAGAAUGCGUAACGGUAAAAAAGAAGUGGAUCUUGGCAAAAUUUGAUUCCACUGGUCAACAGCUUGCUCGUAGUCGUGUUUAUUCAUAUCAACGUUAUUCUGGUUUGUCAGUUGACACAAAUGAUGGUCAUUUAUUGUUGGCCUGUCCAUCGAUUAGUGAGUGUGUUACAUCAAAUAACAAUAAUAGUAAUAAUAAUGAUUCACCUGGACAGAUAUGCAAAUUAACCCCAGGAUUCGAACGUCGUAUAUUUUCAAUAACAAUGGGUAAAGAAUCAGUAUUCUAUAAACCAAAUUAUGUUACUCAAGAAACAGCUGGUCAUUGUUGUUGGGCGUCUGUUGAACGUUUAUCAUCACAAUGUAAAGAGAAUUUAGAGAAUAUUCAUCAACCAACAAGACGACUAUUAGCAUUUCCUGGACGUCAACCAAAUAGUGAAUCAAAACAGAGUGCACGAGAUUGGUUACAUGCUUAUUCAUGGGAUUUUGCUGAUCUUAAACCAGGUAGAAUAUGUGCAUACGAUGCUAAUCGUCUAUUGGUAAUUGAUUCUAAAAUUGGAACAUUAUCCUAUAUCACUUGGUCAAAUGAUCAAGAAAAACCAAAUCUAUAUCGUAUUACUCGUCCAUCAUCUAAGCCUAUUCGUUUGUUAUAUUCAACAUAUAAUAAUAGUCCAACGAGUUCAAGUGAAAUACAAAUAAAUGUUGCCUAUUUUGUUGCUGGUUCUAGUAUAUUUUCAUUCUCGUUUCGUGAUAACACGUCUUCAUCAACUGUCACCGCUAACAAUAUGAAUAUUGAUCAUGACAACUCGAAUAAUACUGUUAACAAGUAAAUAAAUCAAUGACGAUCGAUAAUUGAUCAUUUCAAGUCCCUUCUCAUCGAUAACUUGUAUAGUAUCAUCUUAAUUGAUAAUUGUCAUUAUCAUCAUUGAUAACCAAAGUUAUUGUUAUGAGUGUCAGUGAAAUUUAUAUGCUUCAUGGUUUUGUUUUCUCGACUAUCAUUGGUAUUUUUAUUGACAUUGGUAUUGAUUUUUUAAAAAUGUACUCACCUUCAUUAUUGUUUAUUUUGAUUUUUUUUCUUAAAGAGUUAAUUGUGGUCAUUGUUACUUCUUCACUAACCACGCAACUUUCCAUCUCUAGAUGGGUCUACUAUGAUUAUUGUUGUGUUUACUCGAGGAGACCAGUUUCUUUUUGUAAUCGAAGGUAAAAUGUACAAUUUACAUAUUGAAGUGUUACUGAUGGUCACCGGAGGUGAGAUGAAACAGGGGAGAAUCGAUACCAAUUCUCUUAUCUGUUUAUCAAAAAAGUAGUUUAUAUGAAGUUGUUAACAGCCGUCAUUUUUUGACUUUUGUGUAUAUUCAAAGAGCUGGAUCUAUUCAACACUAAUAUUCUUGCUAUAAUUUUAAUGAAAUGAAAGAAAUCAGAUAUAGUCGGCU